CUGUAAGGUCAACUUAAUAGCUGCUCCACAACGUUGUCACCAUGACCUGCCUGCUUAAACACUUAUCAAGACGAGCUAUUUCCAUGGUAAGAGUACAGGACAAGAUGUUACACUCAGGGAGGGCUGUUCAGGCUGGAAACUGGAAGAUUGGUAAAAUAAACCAUGUGGCCAUGGCUGUUCCUGACAUGGACAAAGCUACUUCUCUGUUCAGGGAUGUCAUUGGAGCUAAUGUCAGUGAAAAACAUCCUCAGCCUGACCAUGGUGUUUAUACAGUGUUUAUUGAACUUGGAGAUACAAAAUUGGAGUUACUGAAUCCUAUGGGAGAUAACAGUCCCAUACAGAACUUCUUAGACAAAAACAAGAAUGGAGGAAUGCAUCACAUCUGUAUUGAGGUGGACAACAUUACUGAGGCGAUGAAAGAUUUAAAGGACAAAGGAAUUAGACUGUUGAGUUCAGAAGCAAAAAUAGGAGCACAUGGUAAACCUGUUGUGUUUUUACAUCCAAAGGAUUGUAAUGGUGUGCUAGUAGAGCUGGAGGAAGCCUAAUCGCAAAACAUAUAUAUAUAUAUUUAUUUACCUGAUAAUGUGUAGUUGUUAAAUUUCAUGGCGUGAAUAUUUGAUGGUUAUCCUGGUUCUAGCUUGUUUAUGGGCAUUAAAUAGUGUGCCUGUCUAUCAAUCAAUAACUCUGUACACAGACAUCAAAGAUAAUUUCUGAGAUUUUAAUACCCAGUAAAAAAAUGUUUGCAGUAAUUUCCUUUUGUUCCAUCACUCAAUAAUCGAUAGUACAAUCGAACUAGAGUUACUUACAAUGAGCAAAAUAAAAUUUACAGCAAAUAUUAAGUACUAUACAGUAUAUGAUCCCUGUACAAGUUUGGUUUUGAUCAUUGAAUUUAAAAUAAAUAUGUAUCAUUGUAAUUUAAUGCAUAGAUACAGUCAUGUUCAAGGGGGAGGGUAUCAUGCCAUUGUUAUUUGAUCCCUAGAAAUAAUAUUUUCAAUGUUUGUUUGUUGGACGGGUCGUGCCGUGGGAAUGCACUUGCCUUUCACCUAGUUGUCUGGGGUAUUAUUCCCAGUACAGACAUGAAAAGGUAUGGAGUCACCGCCCCACCACGUGGGUUUUCCCCAAGAGUCUGAUUUCCUCCCACGUUUAGACCCAAAUCACUCUUCCAUCUGGGUCAACAAGAGUGUUGCUAAAAGCUGAUAGCUUGUUUUGCAGUUGCAUAAUAAACAAAAUUGGUAUGCAGAAAAAAAUACGGUAUAUAUACAAUGUAUGUCAGUGACUGUGCAGGUAUUAGGGUUUAAAGAUUGAACACAGAUGAUAUAUUUAUACAUGAAAAAAAUUGAUGUUGAGAUUAUGUCAGAGAAUAAAAAUGAUGUUAGUGAAAGGUUAAAGAGAAAUAAGUAUGAUGAAAGGGAGAGAAAUUGAGAGUAAAUGAGAGAAGAAUAUAUGAAGAAAUGAGAAAGUAAAUGUUUUCAAAUACUUUUUCAAUACUUUUGUUGUGUUUUCACAAGCAGUGAGAUGUAUGUUUCAUUAAAUUAUGGCGUUGAAUCACAA
This is a messenger RNA of Ylistrum balloti, 1551 nucleotides long. Its product is annotated as methylmalonyl-CoA epimerase, mitochondrial-like. Gene Ontology annotation, biological process: L-methylmalonyl-CoA metabolic process. Bases 42 to 545 code for a protein of 167 amino acids. The transcript has 6 exons. Gene Ontology annotation, molecular function: methylmalonyl-CoA epimerase activity. The record is from RefSeq and is a predicted model, not a curated record. Gene Ontology annotation, cellular component: mitochondrion. Lineage: Eukaryota; Metazoa; Mollusca; Bivalvia; Pectinida; Pectinidae.